Molecule: messenger RNA, 1386 nt
Organism: Emiliania huxleyi CCMP1516
Lineage: Eukaryota; Haptophyta; Isochrysidales; Noelaerhabdaceae
Exons: 2
Coding region: 1029-1370 (113 amino acids)
Source: RefSeq, a predicted model, not a curated record
GGUGGACGCUAACCAGAUGACCACAAUCUCGCUCGCAACGGAGUCUUCCUUCGGCUCGUCGCGUUCGACUCAUCAUCGCAUCGGACCGUCCGGACCGUUGUGCAAUGUCGCUCUCGUAAAAAGUGCCAGCAAAGCCGAAUGCAUAGAGGGCCGCUCUUUUGGUUGCGAGAUGCGGCACGGGCGGCCGACGGUGUGGGUUCGAAACUGCCGUGGAAACUUCCGAUGCGCAGGCCACAACAGGGCGGUGCCUUGCGGUUUCCCGCCGGGCCAAGCCUCGUACGAAUGCCACUGUGACGGGAGCCGCCGCCGCGCAGCUCCCCGUCUCGCCUGUCCUGAGGCGAGGCCGUCGCUGAAUCGCUCCUUCGCAUCUGCGGCAGACCUCGGCGAGUGGGAGGGGUACCUCUCCUUCGUGUACGGCCUGGACACGAUCCAGUUCCCACUUCACCUCUCCGCUCUUCAUUUCUUCUACCGCGACAGGCUGCCGGGCCGCGUGCUCCAAUCGCUGCAGAUCAUCGAGGCGGGGUCGCCCUGCCCAAUCAAGUCUGGCGACCUCUACUCUCUGGGUGGUCUGCUUUCCGCGGCCCACGUCUACCGAUGCCACCUACGCCAGUCGUGCCGGGCGCCGAGUGGGCCGCACAGACGGGCCGACUUGUCGUCGUUUGAGCCAGACCCGACGGGGUUGCCGAGUCACUCAUUCGCCGAGGUUGCACCGAGCCGCGCGCGUGUAUCACACUCCUGGGCGCAGCCUUCCCCGAAUCCAACUCCACUGCGCCGCGGCUGACUGUGGCGCUCCCUCCCACCCUCAUGCUCAGGGGAUGCACACAUCGAACGAUCGACUUAAUUGUUGAUAGGUGAUGCACACGUCGGGCGACCCUGUCCACAUGGGGUUCUGGUUCUACCGCGCUCCCGGCUCCGGGGUGUUUCUCAACCUCGGCAACACCACGGCGUUCACGAAUCACAAGCAGGCCGUCGACCACUUUUGUCCGCAAGGGGUGGGGAAGGGGGAGUGCGCCUCGCUCGGGCGAGCGAUGGGGGCCGAGGUUGCCAUCCUGAGACGGGCCUAUGCGAGCGGGCUGGAUACGGUGCAGUUCACGGACUUCUUCGAGGGCUUCAACAAAGGCGGGUCUGCGGGCGUGCUCAAGCCAGAGAUCCUGUGGACGCACUGGGACCAGAUCGCCUACACCAGCCCGUACAAGGGCGGAGGGCCCACGAUGCAUACGCGCAGCUGCAUCCCGCCGGCCCACGCGCAUAUUCUGAGAGGGGGGUGGAACGCGUCGGUGCCGUGCCACUGCGUCGGCGUAAAGCCAAGGCAGCACGGGGCGGCGCCGUAUAUGCACUGCAUGAAGUGGGGGCAGCUGACUUCCGAUUGAAAGGGGACGGCGGCCG